Pseudophryne corroboree (corroboree frog) is the source of this 2993-nucleotide messenger RNA. RefSeq names its product FA complementation group G (gene FANCG). The record is from RefSeq and is a predicted model, not a curated record. The transcript is spliced from 15 exons. Gene Ontology annotation, cellular component: Fanconi anaemia nuclear complex. Gene Ontology annotation, biological process: interstrand cross-link repair. NCBI's taxonomy places the organism in Eukaryota, Metazoa, Chordata, Amphibia, Anura, Myobatrachidae. Bases 236 to 2143 code for a protein of 635 amino acids. Gene Ontology annotation, molecular function: protein binding.
GUGUAGUCUCCUGUCACAGCGCCGGGGCCGUUGCUCAGUGACCAUGUCCUUUCGUUCCAACUAAAACUCCCAUCAGCCCCCGCAGUUCCGGCUCAGCCAAUGGGAGCGCGGGAUUGCGGACAGCGCUAGAGAGGGGGAUGGAUUCUCACACACAGUGACUGCAAACAUGAGCUACCUGCUCAGGUGUGCCCGGAACAGACGGAGCCUUGAAGAUAAGCUGGUUCCCGGGUGAGAGAUGGAGGUGGACUGUGAAUCUGCAGUCCCUGAGGAUGGCAGCUGCCUGGCUUGGUGGAUACAGGAUAAUAACGCCAUUGUUAGGAUAUGGCAGGACACAGACCCCACCAGCGAUUCCAAUACAGUAAAGCAGAGGAUACAGCAGUGUUAUUCCGAUUUCUGCCACCUGCUCAGGAAAAUACAAGGUUUACCCCCUACUGUGCCCACCGUGCCUCUGGAGCUGACCGUCCUGUAUAACACUGUAAUAAUGCAGAUCAAUAUAACUGGAGGGUUCCUUGCUGAACACAAAGGACAGCUGGAGGUGGCCCUGAGCAGAGUGCUGGAAGCCUUGGGCCUGGCAGAGGUGGCUGACCCGGCUGGCGCGGAGCUCUGGGAGAAGGUCCUGGCUGCUGAAUACCCUCCGGAGAUGAAUUUGGCUCUGAAUAGGUUGGCCGGGCUGCAGUGUGGUCUCUGGCUGGCAAACAAUCAGCUGGAAGAGACGGUGAAGCUGUUUGCAGAACUUAAUAAGGUCCCUGUCCCCCCGGAACCAGCCACACACGAGAGAAAUAACCUGUUACCGCUGAUAAAAUCCUGGAACGUGCCGCAGCAGGACACGGAGACCCUGCUCAGUGUACAGACCCUCAGUCAGGUGAAAGACAUUCUCUUCACCACCGCCGCCUUCCUCCAAGGGGUAGGUGCUAUGGAGGCUGCGGAUUUCCCUCGAGCGGUGGUUCUCCUCCAGGAAGCUGCUGGCAGCCUAUGUUCUAGCCGAGUGUUGGCCGAGGUCUACACCUGUCUGGGAUGUUCCUUCUGCAAGAUGGGAAAGCCGCAGACAGCCUUGCAGUAUUGGAAGCAGGCGCUACGGGUGGACUUCCGCUGUCUGGCAGCCCUGUACCACAGCUCCUGCUUAUACGGCCGCGCGGGCAGGACGGAGUCUGAACUGGAGGCUCUCACGCUGCUGCACGCGGCAUUAGAAGACUCCCAUUCAGAUACCAGCUCCAAAGAGACCCUGUUCCUGCUCAGAACCGAGCUUAUACUGAGCACCCCCAUUCUGAGCCGCUUCAUCUGUACCCCCACCCCCUGUGAGGUGAAGUAUCUGAUCGCCAGUCGCUGGCUGCAGAACGAGAGCAUCCAGCAAGCAGUGGAACAUUAUGUGGACCUGAUGGCGGCUCUGCAGGACGGGUGUCCUCGGGAGGGCUUAUAUCCCAGCCCUGCGCCUCUUCCCAGAGUUCCGGUGAUCUAUCUGGAAGCUGCAUCAGCCCUUUUGGAGCAUAAGAGGUUUCAAGACGCCAUCGCGGUGUGUGCGGAACUGUUUGGGUGUCUCGGUCACGUAACAGCUGGGAUCAUCCGCAUAGACGGAGCGGACACCGACCAGGAGAGAACUGAGCAGCUGAACUGUAUCAUUUGGGCAUCUGCGGCUCAUCUGCUACAGGGGGAAGCCCAGGGAAUGCUGGGAGAUCACAAAGAGUCCAUCACUGACUUCACAAGGUGUAUAAACUUACUGAGCAAAGUCCAGUUUCCUGAUCCUGGUUCUGCGGAUGGUAGUGGCAGCUGCUAUAAAGUGUGUGGCAUCAUAAAGGCCGCUGCCUUCCUUGGGAGGGCUCAGCAGUUCCAGCAGAUGGAGAAGCACAAGAACGCUCUGCUGAAUGUGAAGCUCUGCCUGCAGGUAACACCAGUCUUUCCUUACGCAGCAUCCUGUCUUGUGAAUGUACUGUGGACGCUGGGUCACAAGAAAGAAGCAGCGAAUCAGUGGAGGAGAUUUCAGAAUGAUGAGGAGCACAUACAGCAGCAGUGGGAGGCAGUUAGGAGGGACCUGCCCCUCUACCUAUCUCUCUCCACCCUGAAAGGAAACUCUGUGGACGAUUCCCUUGUUAAGAAGUUGGAGGACUAUUUACGAAAUAAGGACAGUAAUAUUGGCGCUGACUCCUAACUCACCAUCCGAAGCUUCACAAAACGUUCUGACACCUCGCAGAGACGGUUGUGCUACACGGCUGCUGUUAUCUGGGGAGCGUAGUGUAACGUCAGCCUCGCUGCCUGCUAUCCCAUGAUUUCAGUGACCGAGAAACAGCCUGAUCACGUGCUGCGCAAUAACAUAAUUUCCUGGGAGAAAUUACAACGGCAUUGACCAGCGAAACCCAACUUGUUUCCUUUAUUACUACAUUGGCGACCCCAUGGCUACAAUGAUAAAAUGGCUGAUGAUGUGGAGAUCAGACUCUGGGGCCUUACUGGUGUGAGAUUGCCAGUGUGGAUAUUUAUGUGGAAGAAUCCAAUGGUGCAGCUGAAGUCAUGAAGCCUUUUAUGAUGUUGGGGCCUGGGAUAGUAAUCUCAUGCUUUAAGAUGACCUGUGUAAUAAAUUAUAUAAAACUCACUUUGUUCUUCCUCCUCCUUCACCAGUCUUUGUUUUCCAUCAGCUGCUUUAUGUUUGAUCACUGAUGGGGCAGUUCCAUAGGACCAAGUCAUUCUCACUUUAGACUUUUCCACCUAGUUACCAUGAAGUUCAGCCCCUGCCAUGUCUACCACUGUUACUUCGGCAGGUCUGUAAAUAAGGCCGUCAUCUCAUCGGAACUAUUUGCACUGGAAGAAUUGUCCACACAAAGUGGUAGACCUGAUAUAGUGGGAACUUAGGAAGAUCCUGGAAUCCCAAACUCCAGGCUCUUGUGUUCAUGCAAGACAACCCACCAGCAUCCGUGAGUUGAAGAUGUCCUAUAUGCGGGAAUGAGUUCCCGUAUUUUUUCUUUUUUGAGCCUUAACUGAAUUAAAAUCUAUAUAUAUUUCUCUGC